This is a messenger RNA of Exophiala spinifera, 1134 nucleotides long. RefSeq lists its product as uncharacterized. Lineage: Eukaryota; Fungi; Ascomycota; Eurotiomycetes; Chaetothyriales; Herpotrichiellaceae. The coding region runs from base 1 to 1134 and encodes 377 amino acids. The transcript has a single exon. Gene Ontology annotation, biological process: DNA repair. The record is from RefSeq and is a predicted model, not a curated record.
AUGACGUCACGGGACGAACGAGGCACGAAGCACAAUGCACAACACACAACACACAACGCACGAAGCAUCGGUAGAAGUGACCACCAAACACGCUGGAAUGGGAGCUACAAGGAGAGGUUGUUCACGCUAGUCGUCGCCACGAUGUCCAAACGCACGCUCGAUGCCUUCUUCUCACGCGCAGACAGCCCGAAACGCACUCGAACCAACGCCACGUCGUCCGCCAUCCUACCAACAGCACCUGUUGCGGGAUCAAUCCAGACGACAAACCACUCAACAUAUCCAUGGCCAGUCCCUCAUCUCCCCGGCCGUGUCACUGAGGAACUAGAGUUGCAAGUGACAGCCCAAGGCAAAGAGAUCAAAGAUCAGCCGCACCUGGAUCUUCUGUAUUUUCAACCGUUCAUCCCAAGGUCCAUCGAGCGUGAACUCUUCACUUUCCUCCGCUCCGAGCUUUUCUUCUACCGUGUAAAGUAUACCAUCAAGCGUUUUGGUAAGGAGACUCUCAUAAACACCCCGCGCUUCACGACAGUCUUCGGCAUCGAUGAAACAAGCCGAUUCUUUAACGAUGGCACCCAGAUCGUCGAGGCAUCAGAUCUAUCCAAGCCUGUCCGCAAGGAUAAAUACAAGUGCCGACCACGCCCAAUCCCUGAAUGUCUUGACCUCCUUCGUCGCGUGACGGAAGCGAAUACCAACACCAAGUACAAUUUCUGCCUGGUCAAUUACUAUGCCUCUGGAAGCGACAGCAUAUCAUUCCACAGCGACGACGAGCGCUUCCUGGGUCCAGAUCCGGCCAUUGCAUCUUUCACGCUAGGCGCAAAACGGGACUUCCUAAUGAAACACAAGCCUCCGAAGGGACAGGAGCCGAAACCAGAGACCAGGGACAUCAAGAUUCCAUUAGCCAGCGGUGAUAUGGUCCUCAUGCGCGGUCCAACACAAUCCAACUGGCUGCACAGUAUUCCCAAGCGGAAAGGCGGCGAAGCAGAAAAAGGCCGCAUCAACAUCACCCUACGCAGAGCAAUGAUUCCUGCUGGCACCGAGAACUAUUAUCGAUACAACGUCGGUGAAGGCGGCGUGUACAAAUGGGACGAUUCCAAACGGGAAAUGUUGCCCUGGCCUGGAUCAAAUGUCCCGAGCUGA